This is a messenger RNA of Epinephelus moara (kelp grouper), 9370 nucleotides long. RefSeq names its product CREB binding protein a (gene crebbpa). The coding region runs from base 846 to 8021 and encodes 2391 amino acids. Gene Ontology annotation, biological process: positive regulation of transcription by RNA polymerase II. Gene Ontology annotation, cellular component: transcription regulator complex; nucleus; histone acetyltransferase complex. The transcript has 31 exons. Gene Ontology annotation, molecular function: chromatin DNA binding; protein binding; zinc ion binding. The record is from RefSeq and is a predicted model, not a curated record. Lineage: Eukaryota; Metazoa; Chordata; Actinopteri; Perciformes; Serranidae.
AAAAAACUUUUUUGUAUCGAAGGAAUCAACAGCCGCCAUCUUGUCGUGGCUCGGAAUUAGGAUUUCGGUCCAACACUGGUUUUUACGUAGAAAUCGAGCAUCCUUACCGCGAUAUGACAGCGUCCUUCCCCCGAAAACGAAACCUUAACGUCGCCUCGGAGACAUUUUCUGCGAAAAAACGGGAAUUGGAUCGGUGGUCGUCGGGCAAAAAGGCUCCGUAUAUCUGAUUUCCCCUUCAGAGUGCGGCGAUUCAGCCCCUGUCGCCGUUCGGGAGCAGCAUUGUUUACCGUGGGCAAGCGGAGACCAGGUCGUGACUUUCGAGGUGAUUUGCAAAAAUACAGCAUUUUUAUGCAAUUGUGCAUUUUUGUGGAGCUUCGCGCGAUUUUUGCAUGAAGAAAUUUGACGUCACGCAAAAUGGGUACUUGGAAGAUCUAGAAAUUACGACCUUUCUCCCGGAAUGCAGCAGUCCACCUGAUUUUAUUGGAUUGUCAUUUUGAAGUGUGAUUUUUACAUGGGGGAUAUUUUAUUUCGGGUUAUUUAACGAUAAUAAUGUGGGUGUUGGGUGUUGGAUUAUCAUGGGGUGAAUGGCGGUGGCGAAGCGGGGCGCUAUUGCAUCACUUUUGAAAGACACUGACUCUCACAGCAAGGAGUAACGUUAGCUAACGCUAACAGUUAACUUAGCUGGUAGCAGGCAAUUAGCUAGCUAUUAGCCGGUUAGCUAACGUUAGCAGGCUGCCAGCUUGCUAAUGUGUUAACCGGGAAGGUUCGGGUUGAUAAAACAACUUCCCUGUCAUAAGGUAAAUAUAAUUAUCAACUUAAGCAACAAGACGGACAAGAGAACAACUAUGGCUGAAAACCUGCUGGACGUCGGACCUCCCAACUCAAAGCGGCCGAAGCUCAAUUCACCUGCCCUGUCAGCGUCUGAUGGACCAGAUCUGGGGUCACUAUCCUGGGAUGAUUUGGAGAAUGACCUUCCAGAUGAGUUGAUCCCUAAUGGAGAUCUGAGCUUGAUGGGUGGGAUGCCUUCCAACGGUGGAGCAGCACCUGGAGCUGGUGGGCCAGGUGGCGCCUCUGUUGUACCGGAUGCAGCCGCCAAGCACAAGCAGCUCUCAGAGCUCCUUCGAGCAGGUAGCACCUCCAGUAUCACGGGCGCAGGGCUGAACUCGGCUAGCCCCCAGCCAGGCAAUAUGGGGCCUCAGCUGGGCACACCACUGAGGAAGAGCCCCCUUGGCCAGGGUUCCCCCAACAACCACCCGUCCCCCCAGGCCCAAAAAGCAGGAACCCCAACGGGAGUAGCAGGACAGAACAACAACAAUAACACUGCAACAAUGGGCUUGAACACAACAGGCUUCAACCAAGCCAUGAUUAACAAUAGCCAGGGCCACGCUGGACUCCUGGGCCAGGGAGGGCAAUCCCAACCUGGCCAGGUAAUGAAUGGCGGUCUCGUACCUGAAGCUGGCAGAGGGCGGGGAGCAGGGGUGGCAGGCCUGCAGUACCAGGGACAGACAAUGCAGGGAGCUGCUCCAGGAGGAGCAGGGAGUGCGUUGGCAGAAACACUCACCCAAGGAGGCCAGCAGAUGGGGGCUCAUGCCACCCUCGGUGCAGCCCAGCAGGCAGGCAACAUGAACAAGAUGGGCCUGGGCAGCAAUGGGGGUCCUUUUGGGGCCCAGCCCUACGGUCAGAGUGCCACAGGGCCAGGCCAGCAGCUAAACCCUCAGCAGCAGCUCCAGAACAAGGCUGCCCUCGCCAACAGCCUGCCACCCUUCCCCAGUGAGCUCAAAGGGGCCGCUGUCACUAGCGUGCCAAACAUGCAGCUCCAGCAGCAGCCUCAGCAGCAGGCAGCGAUGCUCCCACUGGCCAGCGGUGGAGGUGUGGCAGUGCCUUCGGCAGGCCCCACAGCCGACCCAGAGAAGCGCAAGCUGAUCCAGCAGCAGCUGGUCCUGCUGCUUCACGCACACAAGUGCCAGCGACGGGAGCAGGCCAACGGGGAGGUGAGGGCCUGCGCUCUGCCUCACUGCCGCACCAUGAAGAACGUCCUCAACCACAUGACCCACUGCCAGGCUGGCAAGUCCUGCCAGGUGGCUCAUUGUGCGUCGUCCAGACAGAUCAUCUCCCACUGGAAAAAUUGCACACGACACGACUGUCCCGUUUGCCUGCCGCUGAAGAACGCCAGCGACAAGCGCACCCAGCAGCCCAUGCUGAGCUCCCCCAAUACGGGCCUCCAGAACCCCAUGUCCUCCGUUGGUGUGGGCCAGCCCAGUGCUCCCACCAUCAAUACCUCAACCCCCAUAGACCCCAGCUCCAUGCAGAGAGCCUACGAGGCACUUGGGCUGCCCUACAGCAGCCAGGCCACUGGGCAGGCCCAGGCCAGGGGGGCCCCUGGGGGCCCAGGACAGACAGCUGGCGCACAGAAUGCACAGGCCCAACAACAGCAGCUUCCACAGCAGAUGAGACCCAUCAAUGCACUUGGUAACCAGAUGGCUCUUGGAGGUGCGACACUGGGCGUGACCACUUCAGAACAGACAAACCUGCACACAGACUCCCUUCCCAACACACUCAACACUAACAAUCAGCUGCUGUCAGACGGGUCAGCUGUGGGCUCAAUGGGCAACCUACCCACAGCAGCACCCAUCUCUGCCACAGGCACCAGGAAAGCGUGGCAUGAGCACGUGACUCAGGACCUGCGCAAUCACCUCGUACACAAACUAGUACAAGCCAUAUUCCCCACCCCUGAUCCGGCAGCUUUGAAGGACAGACGAAUGGAGAACCUGGUGGCCUACGCCAGAAAGGUGGAGGGGGACAUGUAUGAGUCAGCUAACAGCCGGGAUGAGUACUAUCACUUCCUGGCUGAGAAAAUCUAUAAAAUCCAAAAGGAGCUGGAGGAGAAGAGGCGCUCAAGGCUACAGAAGCAGAUCAUCAACCAGGCACCUAUGGUCGCCCAGGGGACCCAGCAGCCUGGCCUUCCAUCGCCCAGUGCCUUUGGCCCAAGGCCGCAGAAUGGACCCGUUCCUCUGCCCAACAUGCCAAAUCAGAUCAUGAAUCGCAUGCAGGUUUCACAAGGAAUCAACCAGUUCAACCACAUGGCUCUGCCCAGCGCCCAGAUAUCCCAGACACCAAUCGGAGCCCGAGCUGCCUCGCCUAUGAACCACCCACAGCAAAUUAACAUGAGCUCCGUCCCAGCGAUGGGCAUGUCUCCCUCCAGGAUGCCCCAGGCCCCGGGCAUGAUGGCCGGACAUGGUGGUGGUAACAUGGUAGGCCAGACAGCCAGCCAGGGUCAAUUUCUGGCUCAGACCCAGUUCCCUCCAGGAUCUACUGCAGUCACUGCAACGGGUGCCAUGAAUGUUACCGUGGGGCCUGGCAUGGGCCAGCCACCUGCACAGGCUGCCGUCACCCAGCAGCAGCAGCAGAGCGCUAACCCCCCCAUGAAUGCACUUGGCCCCUCGCUGGGCCCUCAGCUAGCCUCCUCCCAAACCCCCCCAAAGCACUCCACGCCUCCGCCUGCUGCCUCCUCCGCCUCCACGGCUGGGGGGGCCACUAACCUGCCGCACCCCCAGCCCUCCAGCCGCAGCUCCACCCCCACCCUCCCUGGCCCUGCCCCAGCCCCGGGUUCCCCUGACGUUCAUUUGCUUUUUCGCCUGCAGACUGAGGAAGACUCCGCUUCUACAGUGGUGAAGAAGGAGGAGCCAGAGGAAAAGCCGGAGCCGAUGGAGGUGGAGGAGAAAAAGCCGGAAAUGAAGACAGAACCCAAAGAAGAGGAAGAGGGCGGAGCCAACAGCACAACCUCCUCAUCUCCGUCUCAGUCACGGAGGAAGAUUUUUAAGCCUGAGGAGUUGCGCCAGGCUCUGAUGCCGACACUGGAGUCUCUCUACAGGCAAGACCCUGAGUCGCUGCCCUUCAGACAGCCAGUAGACCCCAUGCUUCUGGGUAUCCCGGAUUACUUUGACAUUGUUAAGAACCCAAUAGACCUGUCCACAAUAAAACGUAAGCUCGACACAGGCCAGUACCAGGAGCCCUGGCAAUACGUUGACGACGUGUGGCUGAUGUUCAACAACGCCUGGCUUUACAACCGCAAGACUUCCCGUGUCUACAAGUACUGCUCCAAGCUGGCCGAGGUUUUUGAGUCAGAGAUCGACCCUGUCAUGCAGGGCCUGGGAUACUGCUGCGGGAGGAAGUACGAGUUCUCCCCUCAAACCCUCUGUUGCUAUGGCAAGCAGCUCUGCACCAUACCUACAGGAGGCACAUACUACAGCUACCAGAACAGGUAUCAUUUCUGUGAGAAAUGCUUCAAUGAGAUCCAGGGGGAGAGCGUGACGUUAGGAGAUGACCCUGCACAGCCACAGACGAUGAUAUCAAAAGACCAGUUUGAACGGAAGAAGAAUGAUGUUCUCGACCCUGAACCGUUUGUUGAAUGUAAAGAUUGUGGACGGAAGAUGCACCAGAUAUGCGUCUUACACUACGAGGUCAUUUGGCCAUCUGGAUUCAUUUGUGACAAUUGUUUAAAGAAGAGUGGAAAAACACGGAAGGAAAACAAGUUCUCUGCAAAACGGCUGCAGUCCACACGAUUGGGAAUGUACAUAGAGGACCGUGUGAAUAAAUACUUGAAGAGACAGAACCACCCAGAGGCCGGAGAGGUGUUUGUGCGAGUGGUGGCGAGCUCCGACAAAACAGUGGAAGUAAAACCAGGCAUGAAAGCCAGGUUUGUGGACACGGGUGAAAUGCCCGAGACCUUUCCCUACAGAACCAAAGCACUUUUCGCCUUUGAGGAGAUUGACGGUGUGGACGUAUGCUUCUUUGGCAUGCACGUGCAGGAGUAUGGCUCCGAGUGCCCAUUCCCCAACACUAGACGGGUCUACAUAUCAUACCUUGACAGUAUUCACUUCUUCAGACCUCGGAUUCUACGAACAGCAGUGUACCACGAGAUCCUCAUUGGCUAUCUAGAAUACGUCAAGAAACUUGGGUAUACCCAGGGCCACAUCUGGGCAUGUCCGCCCAGUGAAGGAGAUGACUACAUCUUCCACUGCCAUCCUCCUGACCAGAAGAUCCCCAAGCCCAAGAGGCUGCAGGAGUGGUACAGGAAGAUGCUGGAUAAGGCCUUUGCUGAGAGGAUUCUGCAUGACUACAAGGACAUCUUCAAACAGGCAACAGAGGACCGUCUGACCAGCGCUAAUGAGCUGCCGUACUUCGAAGGCGACUUCUGGCCCAACGUGCUGGAGGAGAGCAUCAAGGAGCUGGAGCAGGAGGAGGAGGAGAGGAAAAAGGAGGAGAACACUGCUGCCUCCGAAACUCCUGAGGGUACCCCAAGUGACAGCAAAAACGCUAAGAAGAAGAACAACAAGAAGACCAAUAAAAACAAGAGCAGCGUGAGCCGAGCCAAUAAGAAGAAGCCUGGGAUGCCGAAUGUAGCUAAUGACCUAUCCCAGAAGCUGUACGCCACCAUGGAGAAGCACAAAGAGGUGUUCUUUGUGAUCCACCUCCACUCCGGUCCCAUGGCCAACACCCUGCCGCCCAUCGUUGACCCUGACCCCAUGCUCUCUUGUGACCUGAUGGAUGGCCGCGACGCUUUCCUGACUCUGGCCAGGGACAAACACUGGGAGUUCAGCUCCCUCAGGAGGUGCAAGUGGAGCACCAUGUGCAUGCUGGUCGAGCUGCACAACCAAGGACAGGACCGCUUUGUCUACACUUGCAACGAGUGCAAGCACCAUGUGGAGACACGCUGGCACUGCACCGUGUGCGAGGACUUUGAUCUGUGCAUUAAUUGUUACAACGUGAAGGGCCACGAGCACCAGAUGGUGAAGUGGGGCCUUGGCCUGGACGACGACAGCAACGGCCAGAGUGGAGAGGCCUCCAAGAGCCCACAGGAGAGCCGGCGCUUAAGUAUCCAACGCUGCAUCCAGUCCCUGGUCCAUGCUUGUCAGUGUCGCAAUGCCAACUGCUCUCUGCCGUCCUGCCAGAAGAUGAAACGAGUGGUGCAGCACACCAAGGGCUGCAAGCGCAAAACCAAUGGUGGCUGCCCUGUAUGCAAGCAGCUCAUUGCUUUGUGCUGUUACCAUGCAAAGCACUGUCAGGAGAACAAGUGUCCUGUCCCGUUCUGCCUGAACAUCAAGCACAAGCUUCGCCAGCAGCAGCUGCAGCACAGACUCCAGCAGGCCCAGCUGAUGAGGAGAAGAAUGGCCACCAUGCAAGGCAGAACCAUGCCGCUACCGUCCCCACCGGCUUCAGCUGCCCCCAGCACUCCCACUCCCCAUGCCCAGCCCAACACUCCUCAGACACCCCAGCAGCCGCUCUCCAACCAGCCGCAGACCCCCAACUCAGCAGGCGUGAUGUCCCCGACGUUUCCCAAUGCACCUCGCAAUGGCCAGCCUCAAACACCAGUGUCCCAGGGCAAGCCCGGGCCCCAGGCCUCCCCUCUACACCAGCAGCAGUCCCCUCUUCCCCAGCCGCCCCAGCCACCUCAGCAGCUACAGCAGCAGCCUCCCCUUGCUGCAGUCAAGAUGGCACGGCACAUCGAGAUGAUGGCACAGGCCCAGCAGAACCAGCAGAAUUACCGGGUCAACAUGAAUGGCUUACCCAUGAACCCCCAGCAGCCACAGCAGCGCAUGACCGGACCAAUGCAGCCACCUAUGCAGAUGGUGCCAGGGCCACGGGGACCACAGGUCAUGCAACCAGGCAUGGCCCCAGGGCAGUGGCCUGGAGCUGCAGGGCAGAUGCAGGCAGCUCAGACUCAACAACCGGGCCUUGUCCCAGGCCAGACCCCACAGCAGGCCAUGACCAUGCAGCGAGCCAUGAUGGCCCCAGGGCAGCAACCUCAGCAGGGCCAAAGGAUGCUGAUUCCACAGCAGCCUGGUGCCCGUCCACAAACCCCCCAGAGACCUGGUGCUAUUGCACCCAACGCCCUGCAGGACCUUCUGCGCACCCUCAAGUCUCCCAGCUCGCCCCAGCAGCAACAGCAAGUCCUCAACAUCCUCAAAUCAAACCCUCAGCUAAUGGCGGCUUUUAUCAAACAGCGAACAGCCAAGUACCACGCCAACCAGCCGCAGCAAGCAGGUCAGCAACAGCAGCCCGGCAUGCCUACAAUGCAAGCCAUGGCCAUGCCAGGAGGGGCAGUGCAGAGGCCGGGGAUGCCCCCACAGCAGCCUCAGCAGCCUCCUGCGCAGGGCAUGGCUGCAUUAGGGGCACAAGGACAGCUCAUAAACGCAGCACACAACACCAACCCCCAGCUCCAGGAGCUUUACCGUCGGCAGCUCUUAAGACAGCAGCAACAACAGCAGCAGCAGCAACAACAGGGAGUGAUGCCUCAGGGCCAUCCCGGCCAGUUCCCUGCUCAGGCGCAGGGUACGGCAGCUACGUACUCCCAGCUCCGCAUGCAGCAACAGCAGCAGCAGAUAGCCAUGCAGGCAGGUGCAGGAGCCGCUGGGGGACCCAUGGGCCAGCUCCCACCCAUGGCACAGAUGGCUCAGCCCGGCAUGGGGAUAGACUCCACCCAGAACUUACUGCAUCAACGAAUGCUCCAGCAGCAACAGCAGCAGCAGCAGCAGCUUCCCCAGCAGCAGCAGGCCGUCCUCAAGCAGCAGAUGGGCUCUCCCGCCCAGCCCAGCCCCAUGAGCCCCCAGACCCACCUGCUGGCCGGCCAGCCCCAGGGUGGUGCCCACCUCCCUGGCCAGUCCACACUAGCCAACGCCCUCAACAACCAGGUCCGCUCCCCUGCGCCAGUCCAGUCCCCCUGUCCGCCUUCGCAACAGCAGCCCCAGCAGCAGCGGCCACAUUCCAGUCCCUCGCCGCAGGUCCAGAACCAGCCCCAGCCCUCACCGCAGCACCCGCAUCCACCCCACUCGGCUUCCCCGCACCCUGGACUGGGGGGCCCGCUUUCAGGCUCCAUGGAGCAGGGACACUUGGGGACGCCAGAACAAAGCGCCAUGCUACCGCAGCUUAACACGCCCAACAGAGGGGGGCUGAGCAGUGACUUGGGGAUGGUGGGAGAUGCUACAGGGGACACUCUGGAGAAGUUUGUGGAAGGAUUGUAGCAUUUCUGCUGGUAAUUAAAGAACACAAUCUCUCUCCCAGGGACCCAUCCUCCCACUCCUCCUCCUCCUCCUCCUCGUUUCCCCUCAGACUCUUUAUCCCGUUAGAGGGCUUUGUUUGUUCUUUCUAAGGUUGAGAACGUUCUUUUGUACUGACAUGUAAAAAGUUUCAACUGUUGUAAAAAGAAAAUUUGGUCGAGGAAAAAAAAAGAAAAAAAAAAAAGUCAACACUUUGAGGGAAUGUAAUUGUUUCCUGAACCCAAGUGAGGGGUAUUUCUUCCUUAAGAUGUUGAGGGAUUUGCAAGUUGCUUCUUAAAUGAAAUUUAAAUCACAAAGAAUAUAUUUUUUGGUUGAGACCAAAUGUGUUCAAUACUCAACUUAUUUUUUGGUUUGUUUUUGGUAUGGUUUCAUGCCUUUCUCGUUUCUUUUUUUUUUUCUUUUUUUUUUUUUAAGAAAAUGUACAAUUGCAUUAUAUUAUUCAUAUCUUUUUAUUUUGUACCUUUGGAAAAGAAACUUAAAGCAUUUUUGUGUUGAAACUGUAAAAUAAUUUGUCUGGGAAUUGGGCCAGGUUUUCGUUCUCUUCUCAAGCUGUCAUUCCUGGCAAUUGUAAUCAAGUGUUGUACCAUUACUCCAAGACGUUGCGUUCAGGGACCGCUCCCCUCUUCUUUGUGUGUAUGAAGAGCACUCAGUUGUAUUGAAAUAGGAAAUGGACUGCGGCAGGUUGUGUAUACACGGGCAUGUAUACAGGCGCACAUGAAGACACUGACACAAACCCUCAGAGUCACUAAAAUAACUACAACUCCGACUGGUUUCACAAACACAGACGACAAGGACUGCAUCCUACAUCUCAGUGGCCUGGAAUUUGGAUAAAUCUGUCUUGCAGGUGUGGAACAUUGUUGCUUUGACAUUAAAAAGAAUUUGUCAUACCUUUUUUGUCAUACAAAUGUUGUAAAGUGUAAAGAGAGUGUGAGAAAGAGACCAGCCCCCUAAGCUGAGGUGGAAUGAUCACCGGUUGUUUGUAGGCCACAUCUCUGAUGACGCCCCAUCCUCUAAAUUUUACACUAAGCCGUGUGCGAUCUAGGGAUGAAGGGCUUGUUUGAGAUUCACCCUGAGGAAAACUAAAUGUUAUCAACCCUCAUUCCUCUCUCACAAAAACUUGAAUUAGGGGGGAUUUACUUUUUCUCCUAUUGUAAAUCAAGUUAUUAAGCAAAAUACUAUAAAUAUAAGGAAGAGAGAAUGAAAUCACUGUAUAAACUGGUUAAAAGACUCAUUUCUUACUUAUAUACCAUAUUGUUAAAUAAACUGUGUGCAACAGAAGAACUCCAGUACUCUGUUGACUCAAUAAUGAGGCA